This is a messenger RNA of Pisolithus orientalis, 1749 nucleotides long. RefSeq lists its product as uncharacterized. Lineage: Eukaryota; Fungi; Basidiomycota; Agaricomycetes; Boletales; Pisolithaceae. The transcript has 2 exons. The record is from RefSeq and is a predicted model, not a curated record. Bases 200 to 1435 code for a protein of 411 amino acids.
GGUGCAGAGGCAUUCUUGACGUUUUUAGAGGCCGACGUGAAAGCAGCAGAAGCACACCACUGAGCGUAGAUGUGAUUGAGGAUAGACUAUAUCUGUGUGCCUCCGCGUAAAUCCACUACCACAGUCGGGCUGGAGUCCCUCGCUGAACUAAUAUACGAGUAAAUCUACAAUUGGGUGAACAACUUCAAACUGUGUCCAUAUGGAGCCUCCUACCAAGAAAACACGUCUACGAGGGCCAGAUGGGUUUGAGAAACCUAAAUCCUCGUACAAGCCACCAGAGAGCAUCACAAAGCCUGGCUCGUCAUUCAAAUCUGCUCCUUCAGUCGGACCACCGCAAAAUGGCAGCAACAAACAUCGUUCGAAACCUAGUUCUGCUCACCGACCCCAGAAUCCCUUCGUGUUAGAGCCAUCUGAUGAGGCUGGGCCAAGCAAGCCGAGCGUUUUCACCAAGAAACCAAAACCUCUCUCCACAGGACAUCGCCCACGAACUCCAAGCGACGCUGCCUUUAAGCCACUGAGAGUUCCAGCAUUCACCGAGCUAACUCAUGCUGAAGACAAGGCAACAGCGUCUACAAGCCUGACGACGUUACGGGCGACGUUAAAGCCGCCAUCGACGUCGACAUCUGAAACGCUUAGGUCAAUCCCAAAGCCCCCUCCCCUCCCAACCCAUUCUAAACCGACUGCGCCUCUCAAGUCUCUCGCGCUUCCUCUUGUUCCAGCCCAACAACCUCCAUCGCCGUCAAAGCACAUGAGGACGAUAUUGACCACUAGCGUUGCACAGGCUAUCGAUCCUACAAAGGAUGGUACGGGGGCAGAAUUACUCGCGUUAUUUCUGCAGCAGCACGGACAUACGUUUACUUCAUCUACCGACCGAGAGUUACAAAGGGGUAUCAUGGUGAGUCCGAGAAAGCGGUCACAUGGCAAGGACCCGAAAUUUAUUCGUGGAGGGCUUGCGGAGCGUGCUCAACGCCAUCUUUCGUCUAAGCAGACCGACUUUGCUUUGUGGAAACGUCAGAUAGAGAAAAAGCUGGAGUCGAACUCAACCGUCGCGUCUGACAUGCGACUCCGUAUCUUGAAGAUCUUUCAGGUCAUCAAGACACCUGAGAAGCCGCGUUCUGCACCUGUCCUGCGUUCUGGCCUGGCACUUUGUCGCCUCACGGGCCGGCACAAGUUUGCGGGUGAUCUCACGACUGGCACGUACGUCGUGCUCUUCAGCUUCGCGCCUACCGAUGGCAGCGGCGGUUCGGUUAUCAGUAGUGGUGCUGAAUUAUUCGCUGAGGGCGGGGAUGUGGAUGUGUGGAUGCCAUGGCACAAAGUCGAGGUGUCGAGCGUUGGAGAUGCAGCGAUUCAGAGAAUCUUUUCACAGCUCGACGCCUUAAAUCCGCCCCAUAUUCUGUUGAUCGUGUCGAAGUUUCAUAUUCGUCGGGCCAAAUAAUCACCGGUGCGGUUCUAAUAACAAAUGCUUCCCGCACUUCGCACGUGCACAGCCCCUCGAGGCAUGUGUUCCGUCCACUGAGUAGUCACCUCUGAUCAAGGAAGUCCGCUUGGCACAAAAUUGCCGUUAUGGUCCUUUCAGCAAGUUACUGCAUGCCGUUUGAUUGUUGCUCGACGCAGACAACAGUGUCGCUUAGGUAAUUGAUUCCUCCGAAUUUCGCUUACAAUCCUAGAAUGUCGGUUGUUGUCCACCAACAUAAUUAAUGGCUCUGCCGUCCAUCAAUAGGAAGAGACGGGCAGUGCCCUACAGUAAAU